This is a messenger RNA of Pyrenophora tritici-repentis Pt-1C-BFP, 168 nucleotides long. NCBI's taxonomy places the organism in Eukaryota, Fungi, Ascomycota, Dothideomycetes, Pleosporales, Pleosporaceae. The record is from RefSeq and is a predicted model, not a curated record.
AUGUGUCGGUCUGCAGAAUUGCGCGCAGUCAAAGGCUUACUAUGCUUGUUGGUGAUGGGAUGCCCAAUCGUUGAAAAAGCCAGAUACCCGAGUAUGCCCGUAUUCGGACAUGGCUGGCAGACAUCGUAUGCCGCCGCUGUCGAGCGACUGAAGGCAAGGACUGCCUAG